Mandrillus leucophaeus (drill) is the source of this 5376-nucleotide messenger RNA. RefSeq names its product tRNA-yW synthesizing protein 5 (gene TYW5). The record is from RefSeq and is a predicted model, not a curated record. Gene Ontology annotation, molecular function: tRNA binding; 2-oxoglutarate-dependent dioxygenase activity. NCBI's taxonomy places the organism in Eukaryota, Metazoa, Chordata, Mammalia, Primates, Cercopithecidae. The coding region runs from base 266 to 1213 and encodes 315 amino acids. Gene Ontology annotation, biological process: wybutosine biosynthetic process. The transcript is spliced from 8 exons.
CCUCAGCGGUGUCGGAGAAAGAGACUGGAGAGCAAAGUGGACUUGUUGCUGCAGCCUCUGAUGAGUCGGCCCCGUCCCCGCUCUCCAGCACGCAGCCCAGGCCGAGGCCCUUCGGCAACCCGCCCCGCGCUCCGACCCAGCCUCUCUGGAGUCCGCUGGCCUCGCGGACCUUUUCUCUGUCGCUCGUGUUUCCGGGCGGAUGACGCUGAGGAACGCUUUAGAGCCGAAGUUGCGAGGACCUGGAAGAGGGCAGGCGUGAGCAACCAUGGCCGGACAGCACCUCCCGGUAACCCGGCUGGAGGGCGUUUCUCGGGAGCAGUUCAUGCAGCACCUCUACCCACAGAGAAAACCUCUGGUGUUGGAAGGGAUUGAUUUGGGGCCAUGUACAAGCAAAUGGACAGUGGAUUACCUAAGCCAAGUUGGAGGGAAGAAAGAAGUAAAGAUUCAUGUUGCUGCAGUUGCACAGAUGGACUUCAUUAGUAAGAACUUUGUAUAUAGAACUUUACCUUUUGACCAGUUGGUCCAGAGGGCAGCUGAAGAGAAGCAUAAAGAAUUCUUUGUUUCAGAGGAUGAGAAAUACUACUUACGGUCACUUGGAGAAGACCCUAGAAAGGAUGUUGCAGAUAUCAGAAAGCAGUUUCCUUUGUUGAAAGAAGAUAUUAAGUUUCCAGAAUUCUUCAAAGAGGAACAAUUCUUUUCCAGUGUUUUUCGAAUUAGUUCACCAGGAUUACAACUAUGGACUCAUUAUGAUGUAAUGGAUAAUUUGUUAAUACAAGUGACAGGAAAAAAGCGUGUUGUACUCUUCAGUCCUCGAGAUGCCCAGUAUUUAUAUUUAAAAGGUACUAAAUCAGAAGUACUGAAUAUAGAUAACCCAGACUUGGCUAAAUAUCCACUUUUUUCCAAGGCUAGAAGAUAUGAAUGUUCCCUUGAAGCUGGUGAUGUAUUAUUCAUUCCUGCUUUAUGGUUCCAUAAUGUAAUUUCUGAAGAGUUUGGAGUGGGAGUGAAUAUCUUUUGGAAGCACCUUCCAUCUGAAUGCUAUGAUAAGACAGAUACCUAUGGAAACAAAGAUCCUACAGCAGCAUCAAGAGCUGCACAAAUUUUGGACAGAGCCUUGAAAACACUGGCCGAAUUACCAGAGGAAUAUAGGGACUUCUAUGCACGACGAAUGGUCCUACACAUUCAAGACAAAGCCUACAGCAAGAACUCUGAGUAAAUAAUGAAGUGAAUGCAAUGUACAUCAACACUUUAGUAAGGUAUAACGAUAUAAAUUAUUUUGUUAAAAUAGGAAAGAUACAUCAGAUUUACAGAUUAUGUAAGUAUGAAGGGGUAUUUGUGUGCAUUCUACUUGAUACAGAUUGUUAUAAUUAAAGAAUGCUGUGCUCAGACCACUAUUUAACAUUCAGAUGCUGACCACUAAAAGUCCAACUUAAAAUGACUUAAAAACAGUAAGAAAAUAUAUUGAAUCACAAUACAUGAAAUCUAUUGACAGAAUGGGCUGCAGUGUUUCUGAUCCAGUGAUUCAGUAAUGUCAUCAAGAACCUUGGGAGCCCGUCUCCACACCCCACCCCCUUUUCAACCACAACAUUGGCAUCAUCCUAAGGCUGGCUACCCUCGUGGUCAUGGGAUGAUUGCCAGUAGCAGUUGGAGCCUUGUGCAUCUUCAUUUACAUGCAGCGGAAGAGUCAGGCUGGAUUCCAGGGGCCCCGUCCUAAUAUGAGAAAGCUUUCCCAGAAUUCAUUUUCCAUAUCCUUAGGUCUCAUUGCUCUAAAGUAACUUAGACCUGUCCAUCCCUAAGCCAGUCACUGGCAAAGAGUCUGGAAUAACCUUUACGGCAGUCAGGUCCACUGGAGCUGAGAGUAGAAGUGGAGACCACAUGAGGGAUAUAUGGGGGCAGAAAGGGUAGUUUUUUUAAAAAUCUUGGUUCUGAUAGGAAAAACAUGAGCAACCAACAGUAUUUAUUACAUUUGCCUAGAAGCAGAAUUUUUUGAGGAACUUUAAAAAAUGUACAGAUACCUAGGUCCCAACUUUGUAGACGGAUUCAUGUUUGGGAUUUGGUAUAGGAACUUAGUAGACCUCAUAGGGUGUUUUGAUGCAUAAUCAGAGCUGAGAUCAACUGAACUUGAUGAUAGUGACUUGGAUUAUUAGUUUUGUGAUUAGUCCAAAACAAAUGUUUAAUCUGAUCUUGACUUUUCUUGCCACCCAGUAUGUCAGGUCUGUCUUUUUUUUGGUUUUCGAAUGUUAGAAAAUAAAUGUUUUAAUUUAUACUUAUGUCUAAACCUUAGCCUAAUUAAAGAUUUCCCAACUUUUUUCUCCACUUACCCCUUUUUUAAAAGAAAAAAUUACUUAAAGAAUGAAUAAAUGAGAUCCUAAAAGUGUUGUCAUUGAAGACAGUGAGCCAUUGUGUGUGGAUCUCUGCUUUUCUUUUUGUACCUAGUAAUUAUAUUGCAGUGUCAUUGAAGACCAGAUAAUCUUCGCUGAACAUAAAUGUGUUCAUCUAAAGCAAUCUCUUAGUACAUCAAUUUGGUGCAUUUUAAUUAGAGAAAAUCAUUUUCUCUAUUGAAGAGAAUCCAUCCACUCAUGUCCUAUAAAUUAUAGUAAAUAAGAAAGGAAAAGCAUAUAAAACAUUCUGAAUUUCCUAGGUGUCUUUGGAAACAGGUCAAGUUACUCAGGUGAAUAAAAGUGAAAAAAGUCUUGUCAGAAAAGGAGUGAUUAUAUUAGGCAAAUUUAAUUACCACAUUUUGAUCUUCAUUACUUCAAGCAAAGCAAAGAACUUCUUUAAUGAUUCCUUGUCCUUCAGUAAGGAAAAAGACAAAACUCUCCUUAGUUUACACAGUAUUUAUGGUUUUUAAUAAAUCUUGUUUUUAUCUUAACCAGCAAGAUAAUUGAUACAAAGUAUAAAUCCAGUCAUGUAGAAAACUUGGAAGUAUCAAUAAAACAGAUUACAGUCUGUGCACUGAAUAUUCAUCUUAAUUGAUUGUUUAAUGGAGAAGCAAACUGUAUGACCUGAGACAAAAUAACAUUUAUCUAUGAACCUUAUUUUCCUCAUCUUUAAAACAGAACUACAAAAAUGCAGAUAGAUAGUUCAAGGGCAGGCACAUAGUUGAUGACUGGUGCUAGUUCUUCUAUUUAAUUAUAUUCUUUCUUUGCUGAGAGAUUUGAGGUAGCUCUUGUUGCAGUAUUAAUUUUUAUUUAGAAAGUUAGAGAACUUUCCUUUGGGAUGUUUUAAAAUUAUUUCCCUGGUCAUAAUUUUUAAUAUUAGGGUCUGUUUAUUUCAAAUACAAAAUAAUCUUUUUUUCCUACUGGGUUAACCAAAUGAGAUGUUUGUUUUUAACGUAUAAAAUAUUAUACAGUGUAUGUUAGCGCAACUUCUCAGGAUUUCUGAAUCUUAGAACUUUUUUAUUGAAAGAGAUCUUAGAAGCCAUCUAACCAACCCAGAUUGCUUAAUGAUUGUCUGGGCUCACAUAGCUAUGGGUGAUAGAAACUGGGAUUAGUUGUGACCAGUAACUCUCCAUUCUUUCUCCCUAAUGUGCAGCACCUCUCCAGUACUUCUGAAUAGAUUACACAGCUUUUCUUUGACUAGUCUGGGGGCUUGACCUGAUGCAAAAUGGAAUUUUUUUCCUCUGCCAACAAAAUUUCUCACUGCACUGCUUGCUACACAGACAAGAUUCAAAAUAAAAGUAAUGAUGGGUCAGGUGCGGUGGCUGAUGCCUGUGUAAUCCCAGCACUUUGGGAGGCCAACGCGGGCAGAUCACGAGGUCAGGAGAUCAAGACCAUCCUGGCCAACAUGGUGAAACUCCAUCUCUACUAAUAAUACAAGAAUUAAAUGUUACAUGAAAAACAUAUUUGAAACUGUACUGCCAUUUGUGUAAAACAAGGUACGUGGUGUGUGAACACCUUAUUUGCAUAUGCAUAUAAUUAUCUCUAAGGAUGCACAAGAAACCAGUGAUAGCUACGCCUCUAAGAAGAGGUUCAACUAGGUGUACUAGGUGGGCCGAUUGGAAUCUGCAGUUUUGUAUUAUUUGGACUUUUGUUUACAUUAUCCUUUCAAAAUACGUUGUAAAAAUACUAUAUGCAUUGAGGUGGGCGCAUCAUCUGAACUCGAGUUCGAGACCAGCCUGGGCAAUGUGGCGAAUCUUUGUCUCUACUAAAAAUACAAAAACUUAGCCGGGUGUGGUGGUGUGUGCCUGUAGUCCCAGCUACUCAGGAGGCUAAGAUAGGAGGAUCACUUGAGCCUGGGAGGUGCAGGUUGCAGUGAGCUGGAAUUGUGCUACUGCACUCCAGCGUGGGUGACAGAGUAAGACCCUGUCUCAAAAAAAAAAAAAAAGAAGACUGUAUGCAGAGCUGGGAGUGGUAGUCCACACCUGUAGUCCCAGCAACUUGGGAGGCUGAGGCAGGAGGAGCACUUGAAACCAGGAGUUCAAGUUCUUCUGUCUCAAAACAAAACUUAGCAGAGUAUAAUUAUUAGUAUUUCCAUAACAUUAUUUGUCUUGGUAUUUGAAUACAUUAGAAUUCUAUUUGUUCUGUAAUUAAUUUCUAACUCACUUUGAUGAAAUACCAAGUCAAAGGAAACAAAGUCAACAAAACUUAAUUUGUAUCCUUCAUCCUUUUGAACAGCAGCUAUGUGAACAUUUGGAAAGAACCUUAGUAAGGCGGCUUUUCUAUCACCUAUAAAAAGUUGCCAACAGACAUCAAAGGAGUUGACAAAAAAAAAAAAAAUGCAGGAAGCUGGAAGGCAGGCCUGGAUGGAAUUGGAACUGUGCUGCUGUGACUCCUUUCCCCAGUGCUAAAAAAUAGAUGUAGUCAGGAGGAACUAACAUAGAUUGGCAGUCACCCAUGCAUCUCUGGUGUUACCUUAGUCUUGUUUCAAGCAUACAAGCCACAAGUUUUUGGGUGUCUUAAACAUACCUAAGUUGUAGUCCUCUUUUUUUUUUUAACUAUAACUUCUAGGGUACAUGUGCACAACGUGCAGGUUUGUUACAUAUGUAUACAUGUGCCAUGUUGGUGUGCUGUACCCGUUAACUUGUCAUUUACAUUAGGUGUAUCUCCUAAUGCUAUCCCUACCCCCUCUGCCCACCCCACGACAGGCCCCAGUGUGUGAUGUAGUCUUUUUAAGUUCCAUUAAACAGGAUACUAAAAUGACCUUUUUUGGUGACUCUGCCUGGCUCUACCACUAACUGGCUUAAAAGCUGCUGGGUCUCUGCCUUUGUAAAGAGCACAUGAGUUUACAGAUGAGGUCUGUCUAUAUCUCCUCUUAUGUUUGUUUCUCUUAAAGACCUUCAAGUGAAAUAAAACAAAAUAGCUCUUUUAUGAAUACUACCUUUUGUUUUGUAUUUUACCUCAUAAGCUUUAAUGUAUUAAAAACAUUUCUAUACCAACA